Molecule: messenger RNA, 2491 nt
Organism: Electrophorus electricus (electric eel)
Lineage: Eukaryota; Metazoa; Chordata; Actinopteri; Gymnotiformes; Gymnotidae
Gene: rundc3ab
Product: RUN domain containing 3Ab
Source: RefSeq, a predicted model, not a curated record
GCAAGAAUUAGGGGUCGAGAAAGGUAGCCCGCCACAAGCAGGAAACACGACAAUUACUUUUAAAAUAUUGUUUUUCAUUUGCAUGUCAGCUGCUUUGCACAGACUGCUUUAGAACAUGGCGCUCUACUGCACUCGCUGUCUCCGCGUAUAAAAUCGCAGCCGUGUGGGUCUCCCCAAGGGAGGGGUUCCGCGGUGCUGCCGCUCCUGAAUGGAGUAGAGCUGCGUGCCGUCCGCGAUGGCUAUGGGCGUGCAGUCGAAGAGGGGGUGCUCCAGGAGCGUCGCCGUUGAAAGGAGAAACCUAAUCACCGUUUGCAGGUUUUCAGUGAAAACACUGUUGGAGAAGUACACAGCCGAGCCCAUAGAUGAUUCAUCGGAGGAGUUCAUCAAUUUCGCCGCUAUCCUCGAGCACAUCCUUAGCCAUCGCUUCAAAGGCUCAGGCAGCUGGUUUGAUGGUCAGCGCAGCUUCUGGGACUUCAUACGUCUGGCGUGCAGCAAGGUGCAGAACAACUGUGUGGGAAGCAUAGAGAACAUGGAGAACAUCAGCACGUCCAGGGCAAAGGGUAGAGCAUGGAUACGGGUGGCACUGAUGGAGAAGCGACUGUCGGAAUACGUUGCCACAGCGUUGAGAGACAGCCGCACCACCAGGAGGUUCUAUGAGGAAGGGGCUAUCAUGUUACGAGAGGAGGCCACUGUGCUGACCGGUAUGCUGAUUGGACUUGGAGCGAUUGACUUCAGUUUCUGUCUGAAGGGAGAAGCUCUGGAUGGUAAAGCUGAAGCUGUGAUUGACUACACUCCGUAUCUGAAGUUCACCCAGAGCUAUGACUACCUGAGUGACGAUGAUGACUGCUGCAGUGUGGAUAGCAGCAACAGUGAUGACAGCGUUCCAGAACAUCCCUACCUCCCACUAGUAACAGACGAGGAGAGCUGGAGCAGCAAAUGUCGCAAGAUGGAACAGAGGUUCAAGAUUGUCAACGCCCAGAAGGGGUAUCUGGAGGAGCUGGUGAGGCUCAGGGAGUCCCAGCUGAAGAACUUGGAGACUGAGAAUAAGAGACUGAAUGCUAGACUGGAGGAGCUCCAGCUAGAGAGUCAACAGGAGAAAAGAGAACUGGAGGGCAUUAUCCUCGAACUACAGGAACAACUGACAAGUCUGAUUCCUGGUGAGCCCCACCCCCUGUCUAAGGAUAUGUCAAUCCCCCUUGUUAACCAGUGGCCAUCACUUCAUACUUACAACAACCAGGAGGAGAGGAAACACUACCGCAGCAGAAGUUUACUGAGCCCUGAGCCUCUCUCGGCACACGUUGGCUUGGACUCCAAUUCCCAGAAAGCCGAGAGGAAGAAGAGUAAUUGCCAGCCUUGGUGCGCAGCAGGUAAAGACUACACUCCCUCCAUGUUGGGUCUCUGUGGCUCACUGGCCUCUUUGCCCAGCUGUAAAUCUUUACCCAGCCUGAGAUCCACAGAGUGCCUGGUAAACAUUAGUGCAGAGCCGAGUCCUGCUCUCACUCCCAGCUAGGGGGCGCCAAAAACCCCAUCUCACUCACGCUCACAUGCACGCACAUGCAGAAAUGUGUUUUAUCAGCAGAUACAUCCAAAGACUCCAUGACUAAGCACCAUCUAGCAGUAAUGUUCCCUGUCUCAGUCUGCUAAACAGAAGUGUCCUCUUUCACCAUCUGUGAUGUGUGUUUGGAGAGAGGGCUACAUGCCGAAGAGUGGCUAAAGCUUUCUUUAUUUCUGGACAAGUGAACGUUUUUGUGUCCAGCACCGUGGUGAUGCUGGCAGUGUGUCUCAGUCCCUGCGUGUCUCUGAAUGUCUUUGCUGUUUGGUAGCCCUAUGUGGUACUCAUGAUGGACAUGGAUUGUAGACUAUGACCCUGUCUGUGGACUAUGCACUCAGCGACUCAACUCCCCUGGAGAGCUUCAUGCUUCUCUUCACCUUGGGACCUACUUUCCUUUAAGAAUUGAAAAUGCAGUCAUACAGACAUAUGCAUUUACAUAAAGUUCAUACACAUACAAAACACGGUACAGUGUACAUGCAUGACAGGAACAGACACAGACACACACACACACACUCUUACAUAAUAGUCAGUGUCUGUAUUCCUAAGCAACUCAUUUCACACCCCCUGUGAUGGAGUGGUUCACAAUCCAGCAGUCUCACAACCUCAGCGCAACUCUUCUCUAAACUGCAUGCAUGCUUGGCCUCGGAGCUUGUGUAGUGCUGGGGGACCCCCCACCCUGUGUGGCCUGUCCUCUCGUAGGGCUUUACUGUCCAUUUGAGAGUGGUAAUAUAAAUAGGAAGACGUGACUUUAAAUCUGUCCCCACAUACACGGUUGAAGAUGCUGGAUAUGAGAGAAUUCAACUGCCAAAAGAUGCACAGAGCAGUGGCCUGUGUUGUAAUGUCACAGAGGUGCCAAAUGGCCUCAUAAAAAAAUGAAAUCUGUCUAUCUAUCUAUCUAUCUAUCUAUCUAUCUAUCUAUCUAUCUAUCUAUCUAUCUAU